Molecule: messenger RNA, 2575 nt
Organism: Chroicocephalus ridibundus (black-headed gull)
Lineage: Eukaryota; Metazoa; Chordata; Aves; Charadriiformes; Laridae
Product: ras-related and estrogen-regulated growth inhibitor-like
Exons: 4
Coding region: 113-826 (237 amino acids)
Molecular function (GO): GTPase activity; GTP binding
Source: RefSeq, a predicted model, not a curated record
GGGGCUGAGCCCGCCCGGCCCCCGGGGCGGAGCCGGCGGGGAGCGCCCGGCGGAGCGGGGAGCGCGGCGGAGCGCGGCGGGUCCCGGCCCCGGCCCCGGCCCCGGCCCCGGCAUGAGCUUCCCGCGGCCCCUGCGCCGCUCCGUCAGCCUCAGCACGGCCCGCAGCCUGCGCCUCGUCGUGCUGGGGCAGAGCGCCGUGGGCAAGACAGCGUUGACCGUGAGAUUCAUCACCAGGAGAUUCAUUGGAGACUACGACCCGACCCUCGAAAUGAUUUACAGGCACAUGGCCGUCAUCGACGGGGAGAUGGUGCACUUUGAGAUCCUGGACACGGCAGGGCAGGAGGAGGAUUCCCUGCAGAUAGAGGAGAAGAUCAAGUGGGGCGAUGGCUUCGCGGUGGUCUACUCGGUGACGGACAGGUGCAGCUUCGACGAGGUGAUGCGGCUGUGUUUCCUCAUCAACCACAUCCACUCCAGCCCCAAGCGGAGCGGCGGGAGCGAGCAGCCCCCCGUGGUCAUCGUGGGCAACAAGAAGGACUUGCAGUUCGACAGGAUGGUGUCCACAGAGGACGGUGAAAACCUCUCCAAAGCCUUGAAGCUUCCUUUCUACGAGAUCUCCACCCGCGACAGCUAUGAAGAGACCGUGGCGGUGUUCAACACCCUCUACCAGGAGCUCAUGAGACAGGGGCAUUUCUCCCCGGGCUCCUUCAAGAGGAGGACAGUGUCGAAGCUGAUGGAGAAGAUUCCCAAGAUGCAAGCCAGCUCCACCUUGAACUCAGCAGGCCGGAGCCUCAGCUUUAACUCCUUCAGGGACUACAUCCCCGAGUGAGCGUCCCUGCUGCGGGGUCGAGAGGGAUGGCCCAGCCGGGACUGAGGGACGGGCCAUCCUGCUGCGACGGUGCCCGCGCUUCAGCCCCAGGCUUGAGGAGCAGCUCCUGGGGCUGUGCCAGCUCCCAGGAGGGGAAGGUUAAGAGGUGGGGAGGGUGGGAUUGGGGUCCAACAGCCUUCUAAAGCCCAUAGGCUUCUACACAUGGGCUUUGUGUCGGCAGGGAAGAUGUUCUUUGUCCACCUUACCCCUUUGCUCCCUCUUCCUCCUCCUGCACGGCUGAAGUCAGUAGUGAAGGUGGGUCGUGGUGACUUCAGUGGUGUUGGGUCAACCCCUGGGGGCUCAGAAGUGUUUCUGAGGGAUCCGACCCAGCAGAGACACGUACAUAUGGGUUUUCCCGCUCCCCUAAAAAGGCUUGCUGGGUCUGUUUGUGCCCUGAGACGUGCACCCGCAAUGCCGGGGUGACCCCCGAGGGUCGCGCUGGCUCCGGGGCUGUCGCCAGCCAUCCCUGUCCCGGGGAGGAUGGAUGUUGCUUUUCCUGCUCAGUGCUGCUGGUGGGUAAAAUCCCCUGGGCUGCUCAGAACCUUCCCCGCCUGGCCGGCUGCUCCGAGGGGGCGGUCGCUGCCCACAUCCCUCCCUCGGUGCCCCCAGACCCACCUGCCGCGUGGGUCGGUGGGUGGCGGGGGGCUGUGUCCCCCUCUGCCUCCGCUGUGGCCCUCCCCGAAGAGCCAGGCCAGCGGGUUCCCCCAUCCGCAGCCACCAGCGUCCGUCUGUCGGAGCCCGGGGCUGCGUUUUGUCCCGGUUUUCCCCUGGGUUUGUGAAGCGAAGCGGCUGCAGAGAGCGGGGCAGACCCCCGUGUCCCCCCGCCGGCUCCCACAGCCCUUCUCCCUCCCUGUCUGCCCACGGGCUGGCACCAAGGGCAUGGUUAAAAGCAAAACAGAGAUGUGUUUACAGUGUGGAGGGGGAAAAAAAAGCCUCUUAAUCCCUGGCUUUUCUGAAAAGCCAUUUUUUAACAUCUCGGGCUCCUCGGCGCGCUCUCCUUUAAUAACACUGUAAAUAAAGUCCCGGGCAAAGGGCAGCGACGGCAGCAGAUGUGGCUGCUCCAUCUCGGGCUGAAUCUCCAUGCCCGGUGCUUUGCUGGGGUGUCUGCCCCCGCCGAGUCUGACCCCUGUUUCGUGUCUCUGCCUGGGCUGGGGCAGCGUCCCCGUCUCCGGGGGGAGGCAAACGGAACAGACGGCCUUUCUCAUGCACACGGAAGCCUCCGGCGAAGAUCAGGCUUCUCCAGCCCAGAGGAACCGAGUUCCCAGGGCAGCCCCUUCCGUUAACUAACGCCUUUGCCCCGCGACUGCCGAGCGCAGGGCGAGCAAAACCCCUGGCUGGCAGUUUGCGGCAUGGAUGCAGCGGAGCCGAUACCGGGAGGUGGAAAGCAUCCUCCUUGCAGGGACACCCCCCCCACCCCCCACCUUGCCUGCUUAUUAAUUGCUCCGUCCCCAAGGGGAAAAUCGCCGUGGCCUGAGAAUUUGUCUCUUUGCAGAGCCGGGGCAGCAGAGGCGCGGGCAGGAGCAGGGCUCACAGCGAGCGGCAUCUUCUCCCCGCAGCAUCGUUUCUCCCCCUCCCUCCCGCUGCCGAGCGCUGUGCUGCCACUCGAGGUGACUGUGCUGGAAGACCUGCGGUGUCCCCCCGUGUCCCCCCCGUAGUGACCGGUCCCAUCGUCUGCUGCCGUGUCCUGUGACAAUAAAAGCCAAGUUAACA